CCCUACAUCAUUCUGACGGGCCUUCUCUCCUUGAAUUAUCGGUUCUUCAACAUCCAUCCCUUCCUUCGACACCCUUAUUCAUUCUCUUUUGACUACCUAGUCUGCCAAUGGAUAUCCCUGAAGUGCAGAUUUCCGGGCUUGAUGGCUCUCAUGGUCCCGGAAACGCGCAAAAAGCGGAAAUGCGCGACGUGGACAUGGAUUCGAGUCAACACGUAACACCAAUGAAUGAUGCUACGGGACAUGAUGUACCCCUACCAAGUGCAACAGAGCUGGAACAGAUAUCCACGGACGAAGUGGCGCCUCUUAAAAGAAACCCUGGUCUUCAGUUUCUUGAAUACUUGACGUCGCCUAUUGUGGAACUUACUAUAGGAAAAGGAGAAACCAACACCACUCUAACAGCUCACCAAAGACUACUUCUGGAAUCGCCCUUCCUUGCUGAGAGAGUCGCAGUAUUUGAUGGCUCGGGGCCUCGCCGCAUUGAGCUUCCCGACGAAGAUGUAGAGGCCUUUGGCUCUUUCCUCCAGUUCCAAUAUACCGGCAACUAUGACAGCUCUCUAGCGGAUGCCUCGAAUGACAAAGACGCUGCUGUGGGAGAAAUCGAUAAUAGUGGUGAGCAACUACUGAAACACGCACGCGUUUACACCUUGGCAGAAAAACUCGGGAUACCAGCACUGAAGACCUUGGCCCACUCAAAGAUUCACCGUGUGAACAGCACUUCACACGGUGAGAUUGCGUAUGCUCGAUACGUAUAUACGUAUACCCCAGCUAACGAUGUUGCGAUUCGGAGACCCGUAGCAUCUUUCUGGGCUUUAAGAAGCCAUGUUUUACGGCAUGAAGCUGAAGAGGAAUUCAGGAAGCUAUGCCUUGAGGUUCCCGAGUUCUGCUUUGAUGUAUUCAGCAUGGUACUUGACCAUAAAGAAAAGCGCGCUCAAGAUAAAGCUGAAUCUGAGUCUGCUAUUAAGGGAAGUGGGAGAAAACGACUCAGGAGUGGUCUGUAGCUGGGCACUGUAAUCAUCUUCAAUUAAGGGCGCUUGCUGUCUGACAACCUGGUUUAUAAAUGUUAUUACCCCAGGCGGAGUUCGCAUUUUCUACAUCCUCUCUUUUUGCUGUUCUUUUUCUUUUCGGGAAACGCAAUUAUACCAUGAUCCUGCAUAUAACUUGUACUCAAAUCAACACAACAAUUCCACUAGUUGAAUGACUUCUAGCUAGUAGUUAGGGUGGA
This is a messenger RNA of Aspergillus pseudotamarii, 1222 nucleotides long. RefSeq lists its product as uncharacterized. Bases 108 to 998 code for a protein of 296 amino acids. Lineage: Eukaryota; Fungi; Ascomycota; Eurotiomycetes; Eurotiales; Aspergillaceae. The transcript is spliced from 3 exons. The record is from RefSeq and is a predicted model, not a curated record.